Messenger RNA from Medicago truncatula (barrel medic), 1973 nucleotides. Its product is annotated as protein DETOXIFICATION 49. Gene Ontology annotation, biological process: xenobiotic detoxification by transmembrane export across the plasma membrane. Gene Ontology annotation, molecular function: antiporter activity; xenobiotic transmembrane transporter activity. The transcript has a single exon. The record is from RefSeq and is a predicted model, not a curated record. NCBI's taxonomy places the organism in Eukaryota, Viridiplantae, Streptophyta, Magnoliopsida, Fabales, Fabaceae. The coding region runs from base 106 to 1728 and encodes 540 amino acids. Gene Ontology annotation, cellular component: membrane.
AUUCAAAUGCUAUAAAAUGCAACACAAAACCAUUUGUACAACCCUCCCUCUCUACUAUAUUCUCCUUGACUCUCCUUCUCUUUCUAUUUUCAAAAUAGACAAACUAUGUGUCAUUUAACUUCUCAACCUCCUUCCAAAUGCAAUUCAAAAUCUGAAUAUCUAGUAGUUUCAAUCAAAGACACAAAAGAGUCCAACAACAACAACAACAUGAUGACCAAUCCACUUAUCCAAAAAGACAUAAACAUAGAAAAUCCAACAACACAAUUCCAAAAAACCCAUCUUAGAGCUACCUUCAAAGAAGUUAUUUCUAUAUCCAAAAUUGCUUUUCCCAUGAUUUUCACCGGUCUUUUACUCUAUUGUCGUUCAAUGAUCUCCAUGCUCUUUCUUGGUCACCUCGGCGAACUUGCCUUAGCCGGCGGUUCACUCGCGGUCGGCUUUGCGAACAUUACCGGUUACUCAAUCCUCUCCGGUCUCGCCGUUGGAAUGGAACCUAUUUGUGGACAAGCUUUUGGUGCAAAAAGAUUCACUCUCCUUGGUCUAUGUUUACAAAAAACCAUUCUCUUGCUACUCUUAACUUCUAUCCCUAUUUCAUUACUUUGGCUUUACACAAAACAUAUCCUUCUUUUAUGUGGCCAAGAAGAAGAUAUAGCUACACAAGCUCAAAUCUAUCUUCUAUAUUCCAUUCCUGAUCUCUUAGCACAAUCGUUUUUACACCCUUUAAGAAUUUACCUUAGAAGCCAAUCCAUUACUCUGCCUCUCACACUUUGUGCUACUUUAGCAAUUUUUCUUCACAUUCCCAUAAACUAUUUUCUUGUUUCUCACCUCAAUAUGGGAAUCAAAGGUGUAGCUUUAAGUGGGGUGUGGACAAAUUUCAACCUUGUUGCAUCUUUGAUACUUUACAUAGUUUUCUCUGGCACGCACAAGAAAACAUGGGGUGGUUUUUCAUCACAAUGUUUCAAACAAUGGAAAUCACUUCUUAAUUUAGCUGUACCAAGUUGUCUUUCUGUUUGCCUUGAAUGGUGGUGGUAUGAAAUCAUGAUUUUGUUAUGUGGUUUGUUGAUAAAUCCAAGAGCAACCGUUGCUUCUAUGGGAAUUUUGAUUCAAACUACUUCUUUGCUAUAUAUUUUUCCAUCAUCAAUAAGUUUUAGUGUUUCCACUAGAGUUGGUAACAAACUUGGUGCUCAAAAGCCAUCAAAAGCAAAACUUUCAGCAAUUGUAGGACUCACUUGUAGCUUCAUUUUAGGUGUGUUUGCUUUGGUUUUUGCUGUAAUGGUUAGAAACAUUUGGGCUAGCAUGUUCACUGAAGACAAAGAGAUAAUAAAAAUUACAUCUUUAGUGUUACCUUUAAUAGGGCUAUGUGAACUUGGAAAUUGUCCACAAACAACAGGUUGUGGGGUGUUAAGAGGAACAGCAAGGCCUAAAGUAGGUGCAAAUAUCAAUUUUGGUUGUUUUUACAUUGUUGGAAUGCCAGUGGCAAUUUGGUUAGCUUUUUAUGUUGGGUUUGAUUUUCAAGGUUUGUGGAUUGGGUUGCUUGUGGCUCAGGGAACUUGUGCUGUGACUAUGUUGGUUGUUUUGAGUCAAACAGAUUGGGAUUGUGAAGCACUAAGAGCUAAGAAAUUAACUGGAAUUGGAGAAGCAACAAAAACAAGUGAUGUUUUUAUUGAUGACAGCAAAGAAGUUGAUGAAGAGAAGUUACUUAAAGCUGAAAUUAAGGAAGAUUCUUCUUAAUCAUUUGCUGACUCAGAUUAUUAAGAUAAACAGUCACGGGUCUAACUUUGAUUAACUUUUUUUUUUUUUUUUUUUUUGUACCAAAAUAAAAAACAAGAGAGAGAUAUGUCUUUUAGGAAUUUGUCUUUAUUGAAAAGGGAGGGGAGGUGAGGGUAGAAACAGAGGAAUAGGAUUACUUUUUUCUAAUUUUGUAUAAUUUUAGAUCGAAAGAUUGGAAUGUCAAUGUGGAUGAAGGAAUUUAACUA